AUGUCCGAUUCCACAGUCGACAAAGACCCAGACCUAGUCGAGAGAUUUGCCGAGCCUCUCAUGGAAACUCCCAAUCUCUCGACUGAGGGCUCUCCGGAUGGUGCUUCGACCGAGGCUGGCGUUGACCCUGUGGAGCAGAUUUCCAAGGCGUUUAUGAAGAUCAGUAUGAGGGCUUCGUCUGCUGACCCGGCCAAGUGGCAGCCUGUUGCUGGCGAUGUUCACGCUACCGGUGCCGAGACUAGUGCCACAACCUCCCCCGACCCAGACACUACGAACUCUGCUCCUGAUUCCCAAGGUGAGGACGAUAGGGCGCGCCUCGAACGAGAAGUCAUCGGCGUUCUCGAUACUGACUACUUCCAGCGGACUCAAUAUGGGACCUUGCGUGCCGAUCCUUCCCGUCGUAAUCGUCGUAUCCAUCGAUACAGAUUGAAACGCCGGUUGGCCGCACGACUUCGAGUGGAUUCUCCAGGGGGGACUGGGACCGGGGGUCUAGCACAAUGA
This is a messenger RNA of Fonsecaea monophora, 501 nucleotides long. RefSeq lists its product as hypothetical. Lineage: Eukaryota; Fungi; Ascomycota; Eurotiomycetes; Chaetothyriales; Herpotrichiellaceae. The transcript has a single exon. The record is from RefSeq and is a predicted model, not a curated record. Bases 1 to 501 code for a protein of 166 amino acids.